Molecule: messenger RNA, 2415 nt
Organism: Centruroides sculpturatus (bark scorpion)
Lineage: Eukaryota; Metazoa; Arthropoda; Arachnida; Scorpiones; Buthidae
Product: protein ABHD16A-like
Exons: 7
Coding region: 63-509 (148 amino acids)
Source: RefSeq, a predicted model, not a curated record
AUUUAGAUUCGUCUGCUGCUGAUGCGGUUAUUAUUUUCAUUGGGUCUUAUAGAAAUAUAAACAUGGCGAUCGGAUCGUUUGCUCGAUGUGUUUUUUCUCCGAGACUUUAUCGCAUAUAUAAACAUGGAGACGAAAGGGGAAGUAUGUAUAAUGCUAAUAUUGUGGAAGCUUACUCUGACACUGUUGUAAAAUCCAUAUCCGUUGCUUGGUCAGUGAUAAUUUAUACGUGUCCAUUUAUCAUUACGAUAUUAUACAAAAGAGGAUUCUAUUCUGUGGAUGGAAUUUUUACAUUAGGCAGAUUUGCUGGAUAUUUAAGUUUGUUACUACUUAGCAGUCUUUGUUUAAGAGGCAUUGGAAGAUGUUCAAAUUGCAAUUAUAUGAACUUUCUUUCUGUACUAGAAAGAAGUCAAAAAAGUCUAACAAAAGAAAAUAAGGCUGCUCUUUCUCGUUUUGAUUUUGACUUUUUUGCAUGGCCUGUGGAAUUUGCCUGGAACAGUACACAAAAGUAAAUAUAAAGUGAAACAUUAUUUAAUUAUUAAAAAUAUAAAUGGAUUAUAGUGUGUUGAUAUUAGCUAUGACUUUGUUCAUUUCAACCAAACAGCAUUUAACAGCAACAAUAAAGACUUUUUUCUGCUUUUAAAAAUAAAUUUUAUGAUAUAGUCUAUUCAUAGCUAGAACUUGCAAUAUUUUCUAAUUAAAGCAUUUUGUAUAUAUUGCUGAUAUUUUUAUAUAAUUGAAAAUUUUCUUUCUUUUUUGAUUGAAAAAUCUUUCAAUCAGAGGGAGACCCUCACAUUCCCUAGAUUGUCGGACAUGUGAAGAACCAACUAGAGACUCAACCUAAUGUCCAUUCCUCACCCCCAUGGGACAACCUGGUAGUAGAUAGCCAAUUAACUGGGCUAUUGAAGUGAAUGAUGAUGGGCUGCCAUUAUAGGAUUAACCAGCCAUAAUGGCUCUGUUUAUUGGUUGAAACUUUUAAACAUGGUAAAUCAAAUCAACAGAAAGUCAUACUGGCUGGACAUCGUCCAGGUCAACAAGAUCUUUGCUGUGUUGGUGAGGAAACAAGGACACAGUGCUAAAUAUACUACUGGAACACAUAUUAGGGUUGGCACCAUCUAUGUUAGAAGUCUGAAUGGAAAGGAAGUAGAGCUAACUGAAGAGCUAGAAAAGUAUAAUAUACAAAUAUGGCAGGCAUCAAUGGAACUAAGAAAAUUAAAGUUGGAGAGACAAGCUUAAACAAUAAAUAUAAGUUGAUCUACUCGGGAAUGAUGCUCAAUGCAAGGGGGGUGUAGCCAUAGCAUUUACAUUUGCUAUAGAAGAUAAUCUUAUAGAAUGAGAAGCGCACUCUAGCAGAGUCAUCUAGGCAAAAUUUAAAAUAGGAAAUUGGGUAAUGAGAUUUAUCUAUGCCUAUGGACCUACAGAAGACUCAUAGAAGGAAAAUGUAGAAGAAUUUUAUGACCUUCUGGGAUCAGCAGUGGAGACAAAUACUAAUAAAAAAAUAAUUCUAGCUUGAGAUCUUAAUAAUAGAGUGGGAAACAAUGAUUACAUCUAUGGCAGCAUUUUAUAUAAGUUUUGUGAGAAAGAAAAACCUAACAACAAUGACAAAAGACUGCUUGACUUUUGUGCUUGUCACUCACCAGUGUUUACUAAUACAGUACAAUAUUUACAAUAUUCCAACACAAAAAGAAUCACAAAUUAACAUGGAGAGAACACACUAGAAAUCUGAAAAGCAUAAUUAACUAUAUUAUUGUAGAUAAGCACAUUAUCCAUUUAGUUGAAGACACAAGAUUAUUUAGAGGUUUUGAAGUUGAUAGUGAUCAUCAUCUUGUAUUGAGCAAAUUAAAAACAGUUAUCAAUGUUAGGAAUAGGAGAUGUAAAAAGAUGCUUCAAUGGAUAAAAGUAGAAAAAUUAUUAGAUCUUUCAAGUGCCAUUAAAUACAGAAAUGUGGUUAAUACCACAGCUAAACAUCUUUAUUACUGAAAUGGCUUUAGAGGAGGAAUAGCAAAAUUUCAAGAAAAUGUUGGUAGAAUUGACAAAAAUAGUAUGUAGGAAAGUUAUUUGCAAAGAUAGGAAGGUUAGAACUCCAUGGUGGACCAAAGAGGUUAGAUAAGCAGUACAAGAGAAGAACACAGCUUAUAAAAGAUAUCUGGCAAAUAAGACCACAAGCAACCUAUUAAAUUAUAAAGCUAAACUGUGUGUAAAGAUGGCUAAACAAAGAUGCUGGGAAAAUUUUGGAACAGAAAUAGAAAGCAAGUAUAAAGAGGGGGAAAUGUUCUGGCAAUUAGUAAAGAAUCUCAGAACAAGUGGGAAAACUGUAGCUAGAGGAAUAAAGAAUGAUACAUGUGAAAUUAUAACCUACUUUAUGUUAAAAGUUUAAUAAUGAUAAUUUUUAAUCAAUUUGUUAUUUUAUGCAAUUUG